AUGGCCUUGCAAGAAGAAACCAAAAAGGUCGUGUCGCAGUUUGAUUUCUCCGACGCCGACAUCAACUCCCAUGUCGCCGAGUUCAUUAAGCAGAUGAGUGCGUUUUCCCCAAUUUCGAAGCGCCCUUCUGCUUGCGUUGCUGCGCAAUGGCUAAUCACCCUCUACCCAGACACUGGCCUUAAGCAGGACGGUACCAGCCUGAGCCAAAUCCCGACCUACGUCACUGCUGUUCCCAAUGGCACUGAAAAGGGCCUAUAUCUUGCCGUCGAUCUCGGUGGCACCAACUUCCGCGUGUGCUCAAUCAUGCUUAAUGGUGACACCACCUUCAACCUGACCUACAAUAAGGUCGCCAUUCCUAAGAAGCUUAUGGUUGCCAAGACGGCUCGGGAGCUCUUUGCUUUCCUUGCCAAGCAGAUCGAGCUCUUCCUUCGCGAGCAUCACGCCGAGCAUUUCGAAAGCCACGUCCGUCGACGCCACACAGCCAGCACUCCAAUGGGCUACCGCGACGAACACAUUUUCCGCCUCGGCUUUACCUUUAGCUUUCCCGUCCAGCAGCUUGGAAUCAAUAAGGGCAAGCUUAUCCGAUGGACCAAGGGUUUCGAUAUCCCUGAUGCCAUCGGUAAGGAUGUUUGCGCUCUGCUCCAAGAUGAGAUUGACAGACUCCGACUCCCGGUCAAAGUCGCUGCCCUUGUCAACGACACCGUUGGUACGCUCAUGGCCCGCUCCUACACAUCGGUCGGCAAGCAUCAGUCUAUUCUUGGUGCUAUUUUCGGCACCGGCACCAAUGGCGCGUAUAUGGAGAAGACUUCCAAUAUCAAGAAGCCCAUCACGGGCGACUACGACACUUCUACCGGCGAAAUGGUUGUCAACACCGAAUGGGGUUCAUUUGACAAUCAGCUCAAUGUUCUUCCCAACACACCCUGGGACAAGAAGCUUGACAAGGAGAGUGUAAACAAAGGCUUUCAAAUGUUUGAGAAGCGUGUCUCUGGCAUGUUCCUUGGCGAAAUCGUUCGACUAGCCAUUGUAGAUAUGUUGCAGAAGAAGUCUACUGGCCUUUUCCAAGACAACAACUCGAGCUUCAACGAUCAUGUCACCACCACCAGCAUUGAUCCCAAGUCCACGCUCUUCACACAAUGGGGCCUAGACAGUGCCGUCAUGUCGGUCGCCGCUAGCGACAACACCCCCGAACUUUCCACCCUGCGACAGGAGUUGGAAAAGACUCUGGGCAUCUACUCUGCGUCUCUUGAGGACGCACAGGCGUUCAAGGCCAUUGCCAAUGCUGUCGCGCGUCGCGCUGCCCGACUUUCUGCUGUUGCCAUUGGUGCCAUUGCUAUUCAGUCCGGCAAGCUUGACGAUCCCGAAUGCGAGCUUGUCGACAUUGGUGUUGAUGGCAGUCUUGUUGAGCACUAUCCGUUCUUCCGUGACAUGAUUCACGAAGCUCUGCGAGUCAUGGAUGGCAUUGGCCCCAAGGGCGCCGAAAAGAUUCGCAUCGGCAUUGCCAAGGAUGGCAGUGGCGUUGGCGCUGCUUUAAUUGCGCUGGUUGCUGCCAGUCGUGAACAGCCUGGCGAUUUCCUGGCUGACUUACGUACUGAUAUUAAGCGUGGUCUCGACCGCCUUCCCCAACAAAUCGAAGAGUCGCCCCUGUCGCACAAUGCGGUGCUUGCCAUUGGCGCCAUUGCUGCCAUUGGCGUUGCGGCUUUGUGGUACUGGAGGCGACAAUAG
Messenger RNA from Beauveria bassiana ARSEF 2860, 1722 nucleotides. RefSeq names its product hexokinase-like protein. Bases 1 to 1722 code for a protein of 573 amino acids. Gene Ontology annotation, molecular function: D-glucose binding; ATP binding; glucokinase activity. Lineage: Eukaryota; Fungi; Ascomycota; Sordariomycetes; Hypocreales; Cordycipitaceae. Gene Ontology annotation, biological process: glycolytic process; intracellular glucose homeostasis; glucose 6-phosphate metabolic process. Gene Ontology annotation, cellular component: mitochondrion; cytosol. The transcript is spliced from 3 exons. The record is from RefSeq and is a predicted model, not a curated record.